Molecule: messenger RNA, 1128 nt
Organism: Anopheles darlingi
Lineage: Eukaryota; Metazoa; Arthropoda; Insecta; Diptera; Culicidae
Gene: Ilp7
Product: probable insulin-like peptide 7
Exons: 1
Coding region: 234-809 (191 amino acids)
Source: RefSeq, a predicted model, not a curated record
CGGUGGUGUGCUUUCUAGUGAUUAGAGAUUGUGCGCGGUCUUGUGGAUUAUUGGUUUCCUCCCGAGAGUUUGUUCCGGCGGUGCCCGGAUGAUGCUAUCUAAGAUGGGCACUGAAUCCGACGCUUUGUUCGUGGAAAAGUAGUGUUCGUAAAGAGAAGAAAAAAAAAGAGUUCGGUUGGAUCGGAGGCCAUCUUGCGUUCCUUCCGAGUAUCACAAAACGCAAACUGGCCAGGAUGUGGUUCCCGUUGGCACUGUUAUGCGUUCUGCUGGAGUUUGCCAACAUUGUCAGUGCUUCGACGGCGCCGGGUGCCACCGGUCUGGACGAGGCACUGGAGGUGACCUUUAGCGAGCGUACACGUGCGGAUUGGGAGAAGGUCUGGCACCAGGAAAGCCACUCGCGAUGUCGCGAGAAGCUAAUACGCCAUCUGUAUUGGGCCUGCGAGAAGGAUAUUUACCGGAUUUCGAGACGUACCGAUGUCCCGAUGGCGUCUGUGGCGACGGGAAAGCGAAGCGAUCCGUUCGCAUCCUUUCGGCGAGAGAACCGGCAGGAGGAGAAGGAGCCGGAGGAGGUGCUAUCGGCGGAGGAUCGUUAUGCUACUGAUGAGCAGGUUGCGAAUGAGGUUGCGUACCCGUGGGCAAUCGAUCCACGGGAAGCCCAUGCAUUCCUGCGUACCCGGCGUACCGGAAAGCGGCGCUCCGGUGGGUCUAUUACGGCCGAGUGCUGCAAUCGUACCGGCUGCACGUGGGAAGAGUACGCCGAGUACUGCCCAUCGAACAAGCGGCUGAACCACUAUCGGCGCAGAAAAUGAAAACUUCUUGGACCAAGCUGUAAUCGAUAGAGUGACGACAACGACGACGACGAGGACGACGACAGCAACAAAGUAUCUGGAGAAGAGUGGCCAAAGUCUCGAGAGCCUUGGAGAGGGUGUUUGGUUUGGAGUUUAGCUAGAAACGGCCAAUUCUUCACAUCUGUCGCGGGGAAAGACCAGAGGCAAAUCACGCCGCAGUGAGGCCUCCAUUUGUCCCUGGAGAGGUAGAACGAGGAGAAUGUCCCUGGUUAUACUUGAUCAUCGUGUGUCCGUUUCGCAAGCCAUUGGGGUUUUCUAGAGUUUAUUGGUUUGUGUUUUC